Nilaparvata lugens (brown planthopper) is the source of this 2419-nucleotide messenger RNA. It is a transcript of the gene MED28, whose product is annotated as mediator of RNA polymerase II transcription subunit 28. The record is from RefSeq and is a predicted model, not a curated record. The transcript is spliced from 5 exons. The coding region runs from base 209 to 1066 and encodes 285 amino acids. Gene Ontology annotation, cellular component: mediator complex. Lineage: Eukaryota; Metazoa; Arthropoda; Insecta; Hemiptera; Delphacidae.
GCAUCGUUGAUUCGUUGAGUUGACUGAAAGAAAAGAAUGCUCCAACCUCAAUGUUUCAUGUAUCGUGUUGUAUUCUGUGUUUUUAUAAUAAUUAAUUAAUUUAUUGAAAUACUUAUAGAAUUAGUAUUUGCUUACUUCUAAUACCCAUAAUUGUUUUAAUCAACAAUGUGAUAUUCCUACAUUGUUUUGUUAAUUAAGUUUUUAAAAAAUGGCGACUACCACGAAUGGCAACGGAAACCUAGUUGAUGAAUUUGAAGAAGCAUUUCAGUCUUGUCUGAACGUUUUGACGAAAGAAGAGGCGGUGCCGUCGCUAGACAGAGAUGAAAUUAAGGUGGAAGUGGACCACACUCUGCUUCGGUUCAUCGACCUUGCACGUCAGCUGGAGGCUGUCUUCCUUCAGAAACGGUUCCUGCUAUCUGCGCUUAAGCCGGAAAUGAUUGUGAAAGAGGACAUCAGCGACCUACGCGCUGAACUGAUGCGUAAAGAGGAGAUGUUGAAACGUCUCUACGACAAGAUCGCAUCCUGGCAGAGUCUGCUGUCCGACCUGCAGGGCUGGGCCAAGUCACCCGCCCAGGGGGGAGGCCCCACCCCGCCUACUCCGGGAGGCGUGGUCCCGGCCAACGGUGUGCCAGCGCCGCCCCUGGGUGCACCUGGACAGCCACCGCCCAACAUGUUGCAGCAACAGCCCCCGCCCCCGCCCAACAUGUUGCAAGCGCAGCAGAUGCAACAGCAGCAGCAGCAGAUGCAGCAGGUGCAACAGAUGCAGCAGCAGAUGCAGCAACAGAUGCAGCAGCAACAGCAGCAGCAGAUGCAACAGCAGAUGCAGCAACAAAUACAACAACAGGUGCCACCAGGCAUGGGGGGUGGGCCGAUGGGGAUGUCGAGUCAGCAGCAGCAGCAACAGCAGCAGAUGUUCAUGCAGCAGCAGGCGGCUGCGGGGAGGGGAGGGGGAGGUCCGGGUGGGCCAGGGGGACCGGGGGGUAUGUUGCAAGGUCCCCUGCAAGGGCCCCUGGCCUACCUGGAGAAGACCACUUCGAACAUCGGCAUGCCAGAUGGGCGUAGGUGACGCGGGAGGGGGAGGGGAAGAGCUCGUGGGCCGCGCGGCGGCGGCGCGAGGGGUGCGCGUGGCGCGGGGCGGGGAGUCCCUCCUCCCUCAAUCACUGCCCCCGCAGACUAUGCGCCCCAAAUGCCCUAGACACUCUUCCGCUGAGAGCACCGUUCUCCCUCCCCACCAACAGGUUAGUCGCAAGCAAGUCUGGGUUUCAAGCUUUUGAAGGGAUUUGAUGGUUUUUAGGGAGAGUUUGAAGGGAUUUGAUAACAGAUUGAAGGGUUCUAGUGAGAGUUUAAAGGAUUCAGUAACAGUUUAAAGUGGCUUGAAUGGUUUCAAUAAGAGUUUGAAGAGGUUUUAGUAAGAGUUUGAAAGAUUCUGAUUAGGUUUCUAGUGAGAGAUAAAAAAAGUCUUUCCAAUUUUGUGCAGUUGACAUUCAAUAAGUCAUGCUUAAUUUUUUUUAUCGUUUACUUCUUUCACCUACUACAUUUGGAAUCACAUCAAUAAGUUAGAUAUGCUUUACGAUUCAAGAAUACAACAAAUUAGGAGUUUGAAUAAAAAUAUGUUCCUAUUUAGAUGAAACUAAAAAAUAAGUUCUCAUUUGGAUGAAACAUGUACAUUGCAAACGUUCCUGCAAAGCUCUAAAGCUAUAUAAAACCUUCAUCAUUCAUUCUUCAGUAAUGUCAUUAUUCAUUAGUACAUUCUUCAGUAAUGUAGCAUUUAUCUUCCAAACGGUCUUGUGAAACUUUAGAACUAUGAACUAUAGAACCUUACUUGAAUCUAAAUUUUAUUCAAGUAAAUGAAAUGAAGACUCCCUUCAAACAGUCGCAAUAAUCUAUAGUGUUUCAGAUGAUGAGUUUCAAAUUAUGUAAAUAUUAUACCUUACUGUAUUGUAAAUAAAUCUAUAUCUUUAUGAUAAACAAUUCAUAAUUUAAUACUCCAGUUGUUUACCUCAAAUUCAUUCCUUUUUGUAAAUAUCUUGGUCUUCUUGAACCCAGACUUGCGUCCUCAUCAUCAUAUUGCACACUCCCAUUGAGUCUGUAACUUCUGCUAUUGUAAUGUAUACUGCUUGUGCCUAGUAUCAAACUACGAACUAUAAACCAAUGACACUAUUAAACUUACCAUACUGCGAGUGAACUUAUUACGAUAGAACUAUGAUAUUAUCAAACUACUGUAAUUAUCAACUUGUUCUAUGCACUACAAGAAACAUAAGAAGAACUUUAUGAUACUGGUACUUGAAAGAACAGUUUUGUGCUGAGCCAGUUGUGAACUACCUUUUCCAAAAAGUUUACGAUUUGUGUACUAUUAUCAAAUUAUUAUGUGUAGUAUUGGAUGAAUAAAUCAGUACCUAAUAAAACAAGUUGUAAAUCA